Messenger RNA from Mustela lutreola (European mink), 2280 nucleotides. RefSeq names its product ELMO domain containing 3 (gene ELMOD3). The record is from RefSeq and is a predicted model, not a curated record. NCBI's taxonomy places the organism in Eukaryota, Metazoa, Chordata, Mammalia, Carnivora, Mustelidae. Bases 229 to 1530 code for a protein of 433 amino acids. The transcript has 12 exons.
GAGACUUCAGAGACUCCAGAGACUUCUUUCAGUACUCACAGAAACCUCCUAGCCUUGGUGAUGGCACAUGGGGACUGUUUACUUGCUCUUAGUCUGAAUGACUGCCAAGAAGGAAGACAAAGGUAGAGCGGUCGGAUCUCUGGCUCCCCCCGUACUUCUAAUCUCAGACCUUAUUAAACUCCUUUUUGAGCCAAGGACAAAGCUCACUUGAACAAAUGACUUUGAGUCAUGAAUGAAAACUCUUGCUCUUUCCACAGUGAGAAAGAAUUAAGAGAUGGACAGGUUGAAAGUGUGUGUGCUGCGUAUCCUUUACCAUAUGACAAGGACACCGGUGUUCUUCGGGCUCUCAGAGGAAUUCCUAUCUCAGAGUUGAAGAAUCAUGGCAUCCUCCGGGCCCUGACAGCAGAAGCCAACGGAUGGCAGCCAGGUGUUGUGAAUGCGGAGGUGCUCAGAGCCCAAGAAGAAUGGGAAGCUGUGGACAACAUCCAGACAGAGUCAGGGAGUCAGGCCAGUGUAGACCAGCCUGGGCAGCUGAUCUCCUUCAGUGAGGCUCUGCAGCAUUUCCAGACUGUGGACCUCUCUUCCUUCAAGAAAAGAAUCCAGCCAACUAUUCGAAGGACGGGGCUCGCUGCCAUCCGGCACUGCCUCUUUGGGCCUCCAAAACUCCACCAGGGCCUCCGAGAAGAAAGGGACUUGGUCCUGACCAUUGCUCAGUGUGGCCUGGAUAAUCAGGACCCAAUGCAUGGCCGAGUCCUCCAGACCAUCUACAAGAAGCUGACUGGCUCCAAGUUUGACUGUGCCCUCCACGGAGACCACUGGGAAGAUCUGGGCUUUCAGGGAGCGAAUCCAGCCACAGACCUGAGAGGAGCAGGCUUCCUUGCCCUCCUACACCUGCUCUACCUGGUGAUGGACUCCAAGACCUUGCUGAUGGCCCAGGAGAUUUUCCGCCUAUCUCGUCACCAUAUCCAGCUUAGGUGCAUGAGUCAUCCUGAGGGAAUGGUGGGACCCCUUCCCAAAUCCAGGUUCCCAGAUGCCAGCCAGGGGCCACCCCUGCAAGCAGGCCUUUCUAAGGACAGCAGUCUCGGGCCUGGUGUGUUAACUCUUCCAGCACGUCACUCAAAGCAAUUCCCCUUCUGUCUGAUGUCCGUGAACAUCACCCGCAUCACAAUCCAGGCCUUAAGGGAGGACAGCCUCUCCAGGGAGUGUAACCGGCAGCAGAAAGUGAUCCCCGUGGUGAACAGCUUCUAUGCCGCCACCUUCCUCCGCCUCGCACAUGUCUGGAGGACGCAGCAGAAGACCAUCGCUGACUCUGGCUUUGUCCUCAAAGACUUGGAGGUGUUGGCCAAGAAGAGCCCCAGGCGGCUGCUCAAGACUCUGGAAAUCUACCUGGCUGGAGUGUCAAAGGGACAGGCCUCGUUGUUGGGAGCACCGAAGUGCUAUGGGCCACAAGCCCCUCACUCCAAGGAUCUCACCUUCACAGGCGUGUGUGACCUGCCACCACAUUCAUCCGAAGGCACGUGGCUGAUUUGACCAGCCCAAGGCCGACAGAGACACUUAAAGGCUGGGCCAGAGGGGCUUGGGAGGGUGUGUGGUGCAUUGUGCCAGGCGUACCCUGGCUGGGCCUGGUUGGGGAGGCCAAGGACCCUCACCCAGUGAGACUUUCAGGUUAGUUAGACCCAUCCCACUCCCCACAGACCCGCCUCCAGAGCAAGAAUUUGCCGUAAUUGGAACUGAGUUAGUUGAGAAUUGGUUUCCAGGUGAACAAGCGGAUGGAUCAUGAGGUGGGAAGGCCCUGCGUGGAUGUUCCCUGUAUCCCACUGGGAGAUAUUCCCACACAGAGGGGCCAGAAUUCUGAGUCGCUGGGCAGCAGGGCUCUCAGGCUGUGGGUGUCCCCAGGACAGGGACCUGCAGCUAGAAUUUGAAGGGAGAAGGUAGCCAUCGUAGCAGCCAAUGGGGCAGCAUGAACCAGGGCAAGAGGCCUUCACUCCAUCCUCUCCCGAGCUGGUAGCCAGGCCCCUGGGGGUUUCUGGUCUGGACUUACCCCACCCUCCCCUCUCCCUAUCCCUUAGUUUAUGUCACAGAACCAGCUUUCUGGUGGGUGUCUCCAUUGCUGCCCACCCUGCCCAUCCUGGCUGUCUGCCAGCUGGGCACCCCCCUGCUGCACGCCCCCUACCCCGUGGAGGUGUGCACUUCCCAUCAGGGGUGGUUUUCUGGCCUGGUUGAAGGAAGGAGGAGAUUCACACACCAGCAGUUUUUGAAUAAAAGAAUUGUUCUAGGUCA